Messenger RNA from Vitis riparia (riverbank grape), 1300 nucleotides. RefSeq names its product F-box protein At5g39250. The coding region runs from base 346 to 1095 and encodes 249 amino acids. The record is from RefSeq and is a predicted model, not a curated record. NCBI's taxonomy places the organism in Eukaryota, Viridiplantae, Streptophyta, Magnoliopsida, Vitales, Vitaceae. Gene Ontology annotation, molecular function: protein binding. The transcript is spliced from 3 exons.
GAGAGAGAGAGAGGCGUACUUUUCUCAGAUCUCUGGAUGAUAUCGGCCUGUAGGCUUGUUCGACCAUUUCUAGGGUUUUACCGGAUUUUUCUUCUUCCUGCGAGAAAAAGAGUUUCCUUAACGUAAGGCCUAGGCUGCUGCAUUGUCUACCAUGAAUAACUUCCCAAGCUCCUACAAUAAAGGUGGAAAAGAGGGUACAAAAAAGAAAAGAAAAGAACUGCGAAUAACCCCAUACCGUAGCUUAGGGAGAUUCCAUGAUUCAACACUAGCUUGAUUCUAGGCCAUCCAAUGCUGUAGAGACUUGCAGGAGCAUGCUUUUGUUCUGUUCUAAGUUCACCUUUGAGAAUGGCAUAUGAAGAAGUUUUGAAGGCUGUUUUCCCUCUACUGGAGGGUGCAGACCUUGCAUCCUGCAUGCUGGUGUGUAAGCAGUGGAGAGACAUAGCCCAAGAUGAUUAUUUCUGGAAAUGCGUAUGUGCCAAGAGAUGGCCUUCAAUAUGCAAGCGUCCUUCUCCUCCAACUGUAACUUAUUACAAGUUAUGCCAAACCUUCUACAAACGUCAGCAUUGCCGAGCUCUUCCCCCUCCAAGACUGUCCUUUAGUGACCUGGAAUUUUAUAUUGACAUUUGGACAGGAGAGAGAUCAAUCUUCUCUGAAGUGGUCCCAGGCCCUGUUCUCCAAACUGGAAUUGUUGUCCCACCACCUGGCAUAUGCGACAUGCUUAGGUUUCACCUUGAGGGUCCUGAGUACAAGAUGACCCUACUUGUGGAGCCUAGGUUUACCGUUCCUCUGAUGGCAACUGUGAGCGUAUCAGUGCUUGUGGGACGGAAAGACUCCAAGAAGGUUGCUUGCAUAAUCAACAAAUCCAUGUUUGAUUAUAUUGAUCGGACAGCUUAUAGGGCCCUCGCAUUUGACUACCUUGACUUCUCCCCCAUAUAUCCCUUCAUUUCUGGCAUCAGGGCGUGGAUUUCAUUGCUUUUCAUGGAAGAUGGAAACGAAGGUGUCAUUAAUGUCUUUGGGCUUGAAAUGGAUUUCUGUGAUGCUGCAAACUCUGAGCCAGAGGUCCUUUGGCUAUUAGACAUGCUUGAUUGGAAGUGAAGACACCAACUGGUUUAGCAGCACAAGGUUCCUGUAUGUGUAUGUAAUGCACUAUUUUGCUACCUUCUUUGGUUCUUUAAUAUGUGGUACCUAAGACAAAUACCUUCGACUCCCCCCUCCAUUGUUGGGAGCUGAAUUAAGUGUUAUCUUAUUCUAUGUUCAAACUGUGUACAUAUUCAAUAAAUGUGGACAAUUUUCAUGAUUA